Brassica rapa (field mustard) is the source of this 7792-nucleotide messenger RNA. RefSeq names its product zinc finger protein ZAT5. Lineage: Eukaryota; Viridiplantae; Streptophyta; Magnoliopsida; Brassicales; Brassicaceae. The record is from RefSeq and is a predicted model, not a curated record.
GUUCUUUGUAUGUCACCAAAAUGUCACAUUCAUUGUCAAUAACAAAAAGAAAAUGUUGAGUUUAAGGUUAGAAAGUUCGGUAAUAUUUGUAUUUAGAACCUAACCACAUGUAAUUAUCUCCACGUCAGAUUCUUUCGACAGGACUAAUCCAAUAAUAAGUUAUUAUACAGAGUAAAAGAAAGGGAUGUUGAAGAGACAAAUAAUAAAUAACUCAAGUAAUUGUCUAAAUUUACACUCUUUUUUGUUAUGUUUGGUGGUGUCUCUCCUCUCUCUCUAGCUCUUGUGAUGAGUUUGCCAAGUUGGGAAAAUUGUAAUAGAGACAAUUACAGAAGUACUAAAAUUUAAGAGGCUGCAAAAAGACAAGUCCAACAUAUUCCACACACUUAGAGAAUGUGGUGUCUCUAUUUGACUCCUCUCCCUAAAUCACUCUCUAUUUAUGUAUGCAUCUCUUCAAUCCACACACCUAUAUCUCUCUUAACACACACAAACAUAUUUAUAUAUAUGCAAUCUUGAUCAUCUCCGUCUUCAAAUUCAAUUCUCUCUAGUUCAUCUUCUCUGUUUGUUUCUUGAAACUCUCUAUAUCAGCCCAAUGGAAACAGCCGAGGAGGCGAUAUCGGCAGCUAAGGCGCAAGCCUUGAUCAUUAAAGGGAAGAGGACUAAGAGGCAGCGUCCUCAGUCCCCAAUCCCUUUCUCUAUUGUCCCUCCUAUGUCUUCUCAAGAACCGGAUACCCAAGAAGAGUCCACUAGUCUUGUUGCCAAGGAGAAGAGUCUCAAUGAUGAGAUCAACUACAACAAUAAUAAGAAUGAUAACAACAUUUUGAGCAUUGGUGUGACAUCUUCAUCUUCAACUUCUUCAUCUUUCAACAAUGCGACAUUAAAGGCCGCGGCUGACGAAGAAGAUCAAGAUAUGGCUAACUGUUUGAUCCUCCUUGCCCAAGGACACUCUCUUCCACACCAACAACCACAAACAAGACAACUUAUGGUAAGUUACCAAGAAUCCGGUAACAACAACAACAAUGCUUAUAGAUCUAGCAGCAGGAGAUUUCUAGAGACAUCUUCAUCAAACGGGACCACUACAAGUGGAGGCAGAGCUGGUUACUAUGUUUACCAAUGCAAAACAUGUGACCGGACUUUUCCUUCUUUCCAAGCUCUUGGUGGCCAUAGAGCCAGCCACAAGAAGCCUAAAGCCGCUCCGGGUCUUCAUGACCUCAAGAAGUCUAUCUACAACGACGCCGUUUCUCAUCAUCUCAACAACGUCCUCACCACAACUCCUAACAACAAUAAUAACCAUAGAUCGCUUGUGGUGCACGGUAAAGCGAAUAACAAUAAAGUCCACGAAUGUGGAAUAUGUGGAGCCGAGUUCACGUCCGGACAAGCCUUAGGUGGUCACAUGAGACGCCAUAGAGGCGCAGGGGUAGCAGCCACAGCCACCCCAACCGCGACAUUAGCACUUCCGGCCAGUGCGGCUACCGCAAACACGGUUUUGUCAUUGUCGCCUAUGUCGUUCGAUCAGUUGUCUGACGGUCCGGUUUAUCCGGUUCAGGCUCCGGUUAAGAGAGCUAGGAGUGCGGUUGUGUCGUUGGAUUUAGAUCUGAAUCUACCAGCCCCGGAAGAUGAGAACCGGGUCAACGGAUUAAGUGUUGCUUCAAAGCAAGAACAUGGACAUGAACAAACACAAGGGAGAGAAGAACAAAAGUCUAUUGUUUUGUCUUCUGCUCCUACAUUGGUGGAUUGCUAUUACUGAAUCAAAAUUCAAUGCCAAAAUUCAUUUUUACUUCUUUUUUUUUAAAUACGUAGAAAUUGAUGAACCAUUUUUAAAAAAUUACUGAAUUCCUUGCUUGUACAAAGACUUGCAAGAUUCUUUUUCUUCUUUUGUUUACUUCAUUUCAAAAUAUAUUACAACCACAAUACUGUUCUUUGUCUUAGUAGUCCAGAUCUGCAGAUGCUAUGUAAUUACAUCCAAGUUAAUGUAAGACAUUUUGGCCACUCAACACAAAAAUAGGAAAAAAUAUAUCAAGGAAAGUUAUUAAUUUAUUAUUAUGACUAGACUUUUUUGAAACUUUUAUCAAGAGUAGACAUAAUGUAAUGGUAUCUACAAAUAUAUCUAUAUGCAUAUAUGUUUAGGGCGAAAAUAAAUUAUUUGCAUAAUUCUUUAUAUAAAGUCUUCAUUUUUUGUAUUUUUUUUUGUUUGUCAGCAGUCUUCAUAUUUGUAUAGUUUUACAAAUUAACGCAAAUUCUUCUAUAACGGGGUUAUGAUUUCCAAAAUACCACAUUCCUAGUUAUAUUUUUCAAUAUAAAACGCACAAAAAGUUACUUAAGUGUUAUAUGUUUUUAAUAAUUAUAACCAGUAAAAAACUGAUAAUAAAUGCUAGAUAAUUCAAUAGUGUUUUAGGACCAAUUCUAUUAUUUCAAAUUUAAUGAAAAAUAAAUUUCCAAAGAUGAUCCUGAAAUUUGUAAAAGUUAUCAUUUUCUUUUAGUUAUAUUGUCCAUUGAACAAUAGUUAGAAUUUCAUGUCACAUUUUAAAAAUUAAUUUAACUGUUACGUAUAAAUUAUGAGAACAAGCACGUAUAAUUUGAAAAAUGUAUUUUUUGGAGAAAAAAUAAGAAGAAGUUCAGAAUGUGUUAGCCUUGAUCGAGCCUCUUCUCCGGGAAUACAGUCUUUAUCGCUAAUUCUCUAGGUGGAUGCUUAGAAGUUGAAGUUUGGAGAAUUACCUAUUAUCGUUUACUUCCAUGUUUUUAUUUUUUUUUUGCCGUGGAAUCAAUUAUCCUAGGUUCUACAAUUUGUUAACAACACUCUUGUAAAACUUUUUGUUCAUUUUAUGAAAUGAUAUUUACAUUCUUAGCAAAAAAAAAAAAAAAAAGUUCAGACCCUUUUAAGAAACAAAAGUAAACUAAACUUUUGUUCGAAAAAGAAAUAAAAGUUCAUGAAAAGGGCGUGACGGGUCCUAACUCCUAAUACGUCUGUUAGAAUACUUGUUCAUGCUGACUGUUGACAUUAAAAUUCUAGGUGGAGAGUGAAAGUUCAAACUGCAGUACACUAUGCCAUUCAUGCUUUUAUUUUGUUUGUUAAGUCAAACUCAACCUUGUCCAAUCCAAAGAAAUAGUGGGCUUUAAAACUUAUAUUCUAAAGUCAGAAGAAAUUAGGCCCAUAAUAAUACUAAUAAGAAAUCAAGAUGAGGCUGAAAAAGUUGUGUUAGCGUUUGGUCCUUUUGGGGACAGUGGUGUCAGUUAGCUGACAAUCUACACUAAAAUAAGAUAGAUACAUUGACCAAAAAAAAUUCUUUCGUCUUUGCUUAUAUACAUAUAAAUAUUGUUUACUAGGGUCGGCCCGCCCUACGGGCGGGAUAUAUACAUUACUUGUGAUCUAAGUUAUUAUUUUUUGUAUGAUUUCGUGGUUUGCGUUUUAGAUUUGCAUUUGCAAGAGAUAUGUAUGAUACACUACAAAAAAGAUUAUAUUACAUCACAUAAAUAGUAUCAGAAAAGCAAAUGAUAUUAAUUUGAGACACUUAUUAAUAAAUGAUACAAUGUUUUUUAAAGAUCAUUGAUGUUGUUAUUAAUUUAUCUUUGUCUAUAUUAAUAUUUAUUAAGCAAGUGAAGAUCAAUUAAAAGAUAUAUUGAAUUUUCAUAUACAUGUAAAAAUAUGUAGUUUACCCUAAACUAAAAAUAAUUUUAAUUUUACUAUUGCUUAUGAUGCUCUUAUUAGAAAUCAAAGAUUUGAUAAAUUAAUAAAAUGCUUUUAUUUUUUCAUUAAUGUAAUUAUUUUACAUUUUUGGUGUUUGUUAUAUUUUUAUCAAGUAAAAUAAAAAUACUCGACACUACAAUUGAAAUUCAAUACAAAAAUUAUGAACUAUUUUUCAUCUUUAUAUAUUUGUCUUUGAAUGCGUUGGUACUUUUCAUACAUUUUUAAACCUAUUUAUUUAGAUAAUGUAGAAAAUGAAUCAAUUUAUAAUUUGUUUUAUAAAGUUAGUUAAAUAACAUAACAAUCUAAAACUGAUUAUUUAAGUAUACACACAUUUUAUUAAAUUUUAUCAAAUAAACCAUAUCAUCCAAAUCUUUAUCAAAUAAACCAUAUGAAAUGAAGGUCGUACUAAAUGUCCGAUUAAGUAAAACUCAUUCAUUUAAGUAGGAUUUAAAAAAAAUACUAUGAAAUUAAUAAUCCGUUACAGUCUAAUACUAUAACAUAAAGUUAUAAAAAUAGAUUCAAACCAAUAGUUACUUUAAAAUCAUAAUAUGUAGAUUUUGAUGCUACAAAAGAUAAUGUAUUUUUAUGUUAAUAGAAUUUAAACCAAUAUUUUUUUUUGUUAAGUUCAUAAAGAACUUUAUGAAGCAUAUAAACUUUUCUUAGUAAAACUUAGUUAAAUAGUUCGGAUGACCAAUUAGUUUAGAGAUAUAUAUAGAAAAUCGUAGAAUUUAUGGAACUAACUUUACAUCCAUGUUGUUUGUAUUUCUCUUCUCAUUGACAUUGUCCUCUGCUGUUACUUCUCGGAGAGAGUUACGUAAAAGAAAUUGUUCUGUAAUCUUUCUUUAACGCGUGGGUCCUACCCUAGAGGCAAAAAAUCGGUAACAAAAGAUAUGAAUUAAGGAUCGAUAAUUUUUGGGUUAUUGCACUUUACGCGGGUUCCACCGACACGUGACGAUCCGCAAUUGACUCGUUUUUAAUUUUUUUUUUUAUAAAUCAGAUAAGACAAAAAAAAAUUUAGAAACCCAUUUUGGAUUUCACCCGAUAAACAUGGUCUCAGAAGAUAGACACGUAUAAACAUGUUGUUGUACCACAACUCUCAGAAUAUACUAAUUGUUGGAAUAAGCCAAAAGAUAGACGUUGAAGAUUAAAAAUCAGAAAUUUACGUAUAGUUAUACCAACUCUACUAUUUUCCCUUUUGUUAAAAUUCACAAAAAUAUCUUACCAUAAAAAACGUAAUAAUGUAAUCAUUAAUAUUUUUUAUUAAUAUUUUUUAUUGUUUGUCUUUCUCCCUCGUCUUUGUUGUUGACGAACACUACCCAUCAUCUUGUUUACCUUUUGCUCUCCUCCCUAGCAUGUCAAAAAGUGUUUCAAGAGACUGGCUUGACCCACAUUGCCAUGAAACUCAGCUCGAGAAACGACAACAUCUCUAAUACUCUUCCUUUCUUUUUGUCUCUCUUCUUUGUAAACGUUUUGUUCAGUCUAACAGAGUUUUCAAAGAAACAAAACAAUCAUCAUCAUCACAUGUUCUUUGAGCAGAUUAAAUGGAAAAAACAGAGCUCCAUUACAGGUUAAUAGGAAGAAAUUCAGUUUUAUUACACAAAGUGUUUGUAUCAAUCGAAAUAUCUAUACGUUUGUAGAUCAUACACUCAAGCAUAAAAAAAACAGUAAAAGAGCGAGAAUGUGCCAUUACAAAACACAAACAGAAACAUACAAAAGUUCCUAAAAAAACUGUUCACUUCCUUUGCUUUUUGUUGUUGUUAAGUGAUGUGCAUAUAUAACAUAACAAAGAUCCCGAUUCAUCUGAGCUAGAACGAUGUCAGAAGUCGUCAUAGUUCUAGACUCAUCGUAAUCUAGCUUCUCAAACUCUUCCACGAUCCCAGAGAUAUCUGUUUCAUCAAUCUUCCCCAUCUCUUUCAGUUAUACACUAUAAACUCCGCAGCUCUGCAAACACACACACACAAAAAAACAACAACCAUAAGCAUAAGAAGGAAGAAUGAAACAAAUAAGACAGAUAAUGAAAACGUCAUGAUCUCUCUCACCCAACAACUCCAUCUUCAUCAAGAUCAGCAGCCUCAAGAUCACUAUUCGUAAUCCUCCUAGUCAAAACCCAUUUCACCAGCUCCCUCUGCUUGCUCUUGUAGCCUUCUCUCCAGGUGAUAAGGACAUACUCGGGCCGCCCUUUCCUACUACCGGCCAAAAAAAAAAUUUCCACAACACACCAUGUCCACUCUUUCUCUCUCCCCGUCUAUCACCAGCACCCAUGCACAAUUUAGCCACCCUCUCCUUCAUAUUUAUCCUGUGCCGCCUCCCCCUCGCACGCAAUCUCCGCUUCUCCUCCCGUAACAACCGUGUCGUCACAGCCGCGGCGGUUCUCCAUGACGCCUCUCUCUGGACCCCAGCUCCUCUCUCUAAUCGAAUCCGCCGCCGAAUCACUAUUCCAUCCACGUCUGGAUCGAAGAUUAUAACUCCCCUGAUCUCGUGGCUUCCUACACUCGGCUCGGCCAGUACCUCCAGCUCCGUGUUCCCGAUGUCGAGAAGCCCUCGUUCUUGGCGAUCGCUUCCCCUCCUUUGUUCGCGGCUUCUCGCGGAUCUACGGCGGAGAUUCUUUGCGGGUUGAAGAAAAGGAGUAUCCCACAGUUUUGAUUUUCGUCACUGGAUCUGGAAUCCGGUAAAGGAUAAAGUCGAAUCAUUCUGCCGUUGUAUGUCGUAUGACGACGAUUUACGAACGCCAAUUCAUAUUCUCCAGGAUUAGGGUUAGAGACAAACUCCAACUUCUCGGGCCAGAUGAAAAAUCAAAGCCCACACCAAAAAAAAUGAAACGAUGAGUUUCAUUCGAGCAGGACAUGUGUUGCCUCUAUAAUAAAAGAGUUUCCACGUGGACACCUCAGGAGGGAGGCAAACAUUUUUAUAUAUAUAUAGAUUGGAAGAAGAACUAUGAACUGAAAACUGAAAGAAAAUUGGAUUGGACUUGCACUACUGAAUACUGAUAGACAUAGAAGCAAGAAGAAAAUUAAUAAUUCCCAAUUAAUAAAAAUUGUAAAUGAAUAAGAGAAGAUGGGAAGAUGAUGAUGAUUCGUGUGGAUCAAGUCUUCGUCCUCUUUAGCUUGCCUUAUUGGUAAAGUAUCCGUCUGCAAGCAAACGUAACCGUCACUCCUUUUUUGUUUCCAGCCAUUCGAUUCUCUCAUUAAGAACUUGAUUGUUUGUAGUUUUUAGAUUAGUUUUUGUUUUUUCAAAAUCUAUUUUACACCCAAUCAAGAUUUUCAAAGAAUGGAUUCCCUAAAAUGUAAAGAAACUAGAUUUUUUUAACAUAAAAACCAAAAACAAGUUUUCAUGGGUUUUUGACUAUUUACGUUGGCUUUUGAAUUUUUUUUUUCAGGUCAACUUCUCAAUUACUUGUUGGGCUACACAUUUGAAUUAAUUAACCUAGUCAUUGUUGUGAUCUCAACAAUCACUUGUUUUUAAUUUUGAAUCGAAAAUUAUCUCUGGAAUUUAUUAUUACACCAUUAAAUACUGUCCCCUCCCCAAAAGAAGAAGAAAACGACAUUAUCCUCCCUAGUAAACAAAAACCUUUUAAAACUAAAUAAGAGAUAAGAUCAAAUGUAAAUAUGGAUAAAAUUCAUAAGGUUAGAUAAAAAGUAAAAUUAAUAAGAUUAUAAUUUUUUUUAUAAAUUUGCUGACAUGUACGUGUUGGCAUACUGAUGAGUGUCAAGAAUUAAUAACUUUUUCAGAAGAAUAUAAAGCCAUUAUAUAUUUGCAUAUAUGUUUUCUCAAAAUAUUGUUACCUUAUUUGGUAUAUUUAAAAUUGCACUAUUUAAAGAUAAUAUAAAAAAUAUUUAACUACAUACAUAUACAAUGCUCUUGGUAUAAAAGGGAAACUUUGAUUAUUUUCAUUAUUUAAAAAAAAAAUCUUUGAAUCGAAUAACAAAUAUAUCUUACCCUUAUUUGAUAAAUAUAUUAUUCUUUUUUCUUGUCAACUAUAGAUAUUAUGCUUCAAACCAUUCUAGCAGAGUCCUUUGAUAUUUUUUUUUGAGUGACAAAACCUAUUCAGUAACGUCUUAAAGGGUUUAUUACUGUCAACACUCAAAAAAAAAAAAGAGAAAAAAAUAAUAA